AUGGCCUCCCCUUUAGGACGCCUCGCGUCACAAUCAAUUCACAUCACACCGACCCCACAACCCACCUCCCUCGCCGAAAGCAAACUCAUCCUCUCCGCGCUGCAAAAAUUCGGCGAAGUCGUCACCUUCCGCAACCUCAAGUACGACACAACAAACUCAUCCACCAUCCCCUUCCGCCCCAUCCUCGCCAUCUUCGACUCCCCCGACGCCGCAAAACAAGCCCUCGAAGCCUCCCCGCUCACCGUCCCCCUCCGAAGCCGCAACAAAGCCAGCACCAGCGCCAGCGCCAGCGCAAGCCCCGAGUCUGACUCCGGUUCCAGUCCCCAGCGCGAUAUCGCUGCGCGAGGACCCAGAGCCAUCAAAUGCGAAAUCCACCCCUCGCGGCACAACCAUCAGUCCGCGCUGGUGCGGAACCCGUUCUACACGACGUUCCGCGUGCUCCAAGGGACGUACCAGUUCCGGGACCUGGUGGGGACGGGGAUCCCGCUGCGGGAGCUGGCGGAUGAGACGAUGGCGCGCAAGUGGCGUGAGCCGAUGAAGGUGAAGAGGAAGAUUGCAAGGGAGAAUCGGCGGCUGGGGGCUUGGUCGUUGAUGAAGUUGCAUCGGAAGGGGUUGGGGGAAAUGGUGGAGGAGGAGGAGGAAGAUGGGGGGGAGUUGGAGGACAUUGAAGGUGACAUUGAGGGUGGCACUGAGGGUGAUGUUGAGAGUGAGCGUGUUGGUGAGAGAUGA
This is a messenger RNA of Aspergillus clavatus NRRL 1, 729 nucleotides long. RefSeq lists its product as uncharacterized. Bases 1 to 729 code for a protein of 242 amino acids. The transcript has 2 exons. The record is from RefSeq and is a predicted model, not a curated record. Lineage: Eukaryota; Fungi; Ascomycota; Eurotiomycetes; Eurotiales; Aspergillaceae.